Molecule: messenger RNA, 345 nt
Organism: Puccinia graminis f. sp. tritici CRL 75-36-700-3
Lineage: Eukaryota; Fungi; Basidiomycota; Pucciniomycetes; Pucciniales; Pucciniaceae
Exons: 1
Coding region: 1-345 (114 amino acids)
Source: RefSeq, a predicted model, not a curated record
AUGCCCCUAAACGCUCCCCAAGGCUUCAGCGGCCUUCUGAACGCCUCCCAAGGCCCCCGCAGCACAGCGAAGCGCCCCAGGACGCCCCAGUGCGCCCCUAGAAUCCUAAAGACCCCCCCCAGCGCGCCCCAAGGCCCCCAAACGACCUGCCAGAGCGCCCCAGAGCCCUCAAGAGGCCCCUCAGAGCACCCCGCAGCCUCAUCUAAGCCCCAAAACCCCAAGAAAAGAGGAGUGGAGGACCUUCAGAACCCCAAGCCCCCCUGUAAGACCCCUGAUCAACCCCCCAGGACCCAAAGGAGGAUACCCAGGCCCUCGGAACCAUCAGAACCCCAGAACCCCCAGUAA